Molecule: messenger RNA, 1220 nt
Organism: Prunus persica (peach)
Lineage: Eukaryota; Viridiplantae; Streptophyta; Magnoliopsida; Rosales; Rosaceae
Product: ATP synthase subunit O, mitochondrial
Exons: 6
Coding region: 95-898 (267 amino acids)
Biological process (GO): proton motive force-driven mitochondrial ATP synthesis
Molecular function (GO): proton-transporting ATP synthase activity, rotational mechanism
Source: RefSeq, a predicted model, not a curated record
AUUUUAGUUUUCAUUUUCGAAGCUCUGUUUGGCUACGCAGAAAGUGCUGGACUGCGCGAGAGAGAAACAGACAGAAAAUUAGGGUUUCUUGACAAUGGCUUUUGCUAAUCGAAUCCGAUCGAGCCUUCCUCUCGUAACCAAGAUUCUCAAAUCGGAUUCGCUCUCCGCCGCCCACUGGUCCAGUGCCCAGCGGUCUGUACUUUGCCCUACUUUCGCCAAUUCUGAGGUACAGAGAUUCUCAAAUCACAGAAAUGCAAACAACAGAUUUUUACGUUUGUCAAAGAAUUUUUCUACGGCACCUGGGAAGAAGGAAGUGAAGGUUAAGGUGCCUCUGGUGUUGUUUGGGGGUUCUGGGAACUAUGCCUCUGCUUUGUACAUUGCUGCAGUAAAAGCUAAUGCCUUGGAGAAGGUUGAGUCUGAGAUUCUUGACAUUGUUGAGUCUACGAAGAGAAGUCCUACGUUUUCUCAGUUCACAAAGGAUUUGUCAGUGCCAGCAGAUACUAGAGUGAAGGCAAUCAAUGAAAUUUCUGCUCAAGCUAAAUUUUCAGAUGUUACGAAGAACUUUUUGGUUCUCUUGUCUCAGAAUGGGAGGCUAAAGAACCUUGAAACCAUAGCAAAGAGAUUUGUGGAGUUGACCAUGGCACAUAAGGGAGAAGUGAAAGCUAUUGUUACAUCUGUCAUUCCCCUUCCCGCUGUGGAGGAGAAAGAAUUGAAGGAGACACUGCAGGAGUUAAUUGGACAGGGAAAGAAGGUCAUACUUGAGCAGAAGAUUGAUCCUAGUAUUCUGGGUGGGCUUGUGGUAGAGUUUGAUAAGAAGGUGUUUGACAUGUCCAUUAAGACUAGGGCACGCCAGAUGGAGAGGUAUUUGCGGGAACCCGCAAACUUUGACAGCCUCUAAAUGGUGUUCACGGACUGAUACUGCGGUCUUCCCCAUUUUUCAUGUAUCUGUUAUUGUCAAAGUUCUAAGAAGGUAAAAAAAAGUUGUUUAAUUUUGGUGCUUGAACCCUUUCUAAAAAGAUGGAAAGCAACUUGAUCUGGAUGCCAUCUAUUUGCAAAUAAAAGCUUGUUUUCCGCAUUGUUCUGGGCAAGAGACUCGCUAGUUUCAUGUUCUUUAUCUUCCUGUUUUGUCGCGUUUUUGCCUUUGAAGUCGAAGCUUGUUAAGUUCUGUUAUAUUGCUGCAAAAAUAUUUAUAUAUAGAGCUGUUCAUUGGCUGUGUUUUG